UGUCAAACGCCGGAAGCUUGAAGAACUGAAGAAGAUGAAAUGAGCGAAACUCAAACCAUUCGGUUGGUGUUUACUAAGCUUUGACAAGCGUUAUAGUGAUUUUUCGUUGUUUUCUCGUUGAAACAGUUAGUGAAUAUUGUUCAAAAAUACUGUCGACAAACCCACUAUAACGUUACGAUUAUGUCACUGUAUAAUUACGCGAACUGGAUACCGAGAAGAUAUCUUUAAGCAGUGAGUUAGCAUCAGGUUAACGAGGCUAACGUUACCAAUGAGUACCAGCCGGCUUAUAACUUCGACAAACGGCAGGUGCAAAGCGUCAGUCAGCCGCAACAAAGAGCACCCAGCCCCCAGAGGUGCCAACAAGGUGCUGGCCCAGAGGAACCAUGCGGUGGUGGCGGUGGGAGCCUGGGUGGAGGGCGGGCAAGACUUCGUGGAGCACCCGUCUGCUCUGGCUCUGCUAACUGAGGAGAUCCAGGCAGAGAAGAGGAGGGAGACUGAAGAGAGCCUUCGGCGAUUUCAAGAUGAAGUACGCCAUCGUGUGGCACAGCAAGCUCAAGUCAGCAAGAAGAGGCCGCAGCCUCGGACAGACUCAAUGAUGAAACCUGACAGGAGAAUCCCACAUCAGCAGGAUCAUGUCUGGACCCAGCAUGUGUCCGCUGGCGAGAGGCUGAUGUCUGCAGGUGAUGCUGCACACCGGAGGGUGACGGAGGGGAGCCCUCAGGAGUCUAGUGGAGGCAUGAGGCAGGUCAGACUCAGACUGGCUGCCUGUCGGAUGAUCCCCCAUGGGGAAAUGUCGUCAGACCUUCCUGGAGGCAAAUGGAAUAUCUCUUCAAACAGACAUAAACCUGGAUCUCACGUGCUGGGAGCAGAGCAGGAGGAGGAGGCUGUUCAGGAAGAAGAAGAAGAAGAAGAGGAGGAGGAGGAGGAAGAAGAGGGGGAUAAUCAUCUCUUCACCAGUCAACAUAAAUGUCCCCUCGUUCAGCAGAAGGUUAGUGGACCGGUGUUGUGGGAUUCUGACAAAUCACAGCCUGGUCCUGGUUUCAAGUCCAACCUCAGAGCCCCCCCGGUACUGUGGCCUCUGACUGACCAAGAAGAACUUAAAAGACAGCGUCAGUCUCAGUUCCUGGUGCACCGCCGUCAGUACAUGAACAUUGAGAGAGAGCAAGUGAAGGAGAACAAACAGAACAGGAAACACCUGAAGAGGACGGCAAGGAUCAAAGCUGAAAAAGAACAGAUUCGUUUGGAGGAAGAGAGAAAGUUGGAGAGAGUUCGGCAGCUCGCGGAGGCCAGACAAAGGCUAGAGGAGAGGGAGCUGCUGAUUCUGGAGCGACUGAAGCUUGAGGAGGAGGAGAGAGCUGUGGAGCUGCAGAGGAGAAAAAGAGAGGAGAAAGGGAAAGUGACUGCAAGGUUCAUUGAGGCUCUGAGAGCUCAGAUGAAGGAGCGACUGUCUCAGGAGAGGCUGGAGCCUCCUCCUCUCUGUUGCUGUGCAUCCUCUUUCUGGGACUCUCACCCCGACACCUGUGCUAACAACUGUGUCUUCCACAACAAUCCCAAAGCGUAUGCCAAGGCGUUACAUUCAACAAUGUUGAGUUUGGAGUUACAGUAAAGGAAGCCGAUGAACUGAAACAGACUCCUUACAGGCCAACAUUGAUAUUAAUUUUUUUUAUCUCCAGACGGAAAUAUCUCAACAGAUAUCAAAUGGAUUGCCAUGGCAUUUUGUCCAGGCAUUCAUGUUUUCCACAAGAUGAAGCCAACUGACUUUGGUGAUCCUUGACUUUUCAUCCACUGAUAUCCCAAGACCCAAUAUCUCAACCUCUACGAGACCGAUUGGUGCAGAAUUUUGUACAGACAUUAUUGGCUCUUAGAUGAUGUAUCCUAUAGACUUUGCCUCUUAGUGCUAUCAUCAGGUCCUGCAAAAUAGAGGCUGCCUCUCAGUGAACCUUCCCUGAAUAAAUACAAAAAUAAAAUACAAAAAGGUCAAAAUGUCA
Messenger RNA from Perca fluviatilis (European perch), 1988 nucleotides. It is a transcript of the gene ccdc15, whose product is annotated as coiled-coil domain containing 15. Gene Ontology annotation, cellular component: centrosome. Lineage: Eukaryota; Metazoa; Chordata; Actinopteri; Perciformes; Percidae. The transcript has 10 exons. The coding region runs from base 269 to 1606 and encodes 445 amino acids. The record is from RefSeq and is a predicted model, not a curated record.